Messenger RNA from Schistocerca gregaria, 5504 nucleotides. RefSeq lists its product as uncharacterized. NCBI's taxonomy places the organism in Eukaryota, Metazoa, Arthropoda, Insecta, Orthoptera, Acrididae. Gene Ontology annotation, biological process: regulation of transcription by RNA polymerase II. The record is from RefSeq and is a predicted model, not a curated record. Gene Ontology annotation, cellular component: chromosome; nucleus. The transcript has 5 exons. The coding region runs from base 1303 to 4803 and encodes 1166 amino acids. Gene Ontology annotation, molecular function: K63-linked polyubiquitin modification-dependent protein binding; chromatin insulator sequence binding; zinc ion binding.
AUUAUGGUGGCUGACUUCUUAUCGAAACUGUCAGCUUGUAUUAUGCUCAAUGCAAUCAUGUUUCUGUACUGCUCUAGUGACACAUCAGGAUAUGGAAAAACAGUCGUAUUAGUAUAUUGCUUCAUUUGGUAUUUGCUGGGUUCUAAAUUUUAGAUCUUUCCUUUCGAUGCCGGUGACCUGUCAUUGAGCAUACUGAAUAUUAGGCUUUACAUAAAAGCUACUCUCGAAACGUUAAUUUCAGUGGUUAUUGCUGUAAUGAUUCAUUCAAAUUGAUACCAAAAUGUCCAGUAAGCUUCAGGGGGCAGCCUCUACAUAAGACGAACCACACUGUUCCAGAGGAAUUCAUGAAAUUCGUAUUCUCUCUCACGCUUCAUUAAAAGACUAUUUAAAAGGGAAGUAUCUUCACGGUAUUAAACUGUACCGGUUAGCAUUUCUUCUAAAUUUUUAUGAUUUUGCGGAAAGUUAUUCAUAACUUUUUUGAGUGUGGCUCGUUGUUUGCAUUAGAGGCUGUUCGCCAUUGCUCAUAUUCAGAGGUGUUCUACCUCGAAAAAGUAGCUAAGCAAUUUCUGCCUGAGUUUAGCGACAUCAGCAAUGCUAAGGCGAAGCAAAAGUUACAGAAUAAUUCAUAAUUAUAAAUCAAUAAUACGUACACAUUAUAUACUGAGUACAUGUAAGGAGAUAUUCUUGUAUUACGGAGAUGACACUCGAGACGCACUGAAUACUCCCUUGGCUAGUGCUAGAUAAGUUGGAGCAACUGCAAGUACCAAACAGUAAUCAUGUUGCACUAUGUACUCAUACCUUUGUCAUUACGGUAGUCAACAUAUUUGCUAUUGAUGCACAGUUGUUUGGUAGAUAAUGUGCUGAAAUUUUCGAUUUUUUGUAAUUAAACGUGUAAUAUAGAAGAAAUGCAAUAAACUAGAACUACUCAUUGCGUGACUAACAAAUCAUUUAGAAAACUGCGUAGGAAAUGAAAUAUAGACCUUUAAGAAUAGGUGAAUGUGUCCACAAAUUUUCUUAAUUUCUUCAUCUGAAUCUUAUGUUGGGACGGAUAUGGUAAACAUCGAUUACUUUACGGAAUUUCGCAGCAUAUUAUUUAGUCACUUGAUAUUAAGAUUUUACGAAACAGCACUUCCCGCCAUGUUGUCUGGCCAUUUGUAUUAAUUUAAGUCAACAAUCUUUGGUGGACUUGUAGUUGGCGUGUGUUCGUUUGGCACGAAGUUUGUAUAUCAAUGAUUUUAUACGACAUAGCGCUCGAAAUAUGAAAUAAUGAGAUUGUAAGAUACAUGACAUAAAAGUUGUGUAAUGGGAGGCGUGUGUAGAGCUCGUAAUUGCUUUCGCACUAAAGAUAAGUGUCCUGAUCUACCGUUCUUCACUUUUCCUAAAAACCCUAUCAGUGCCAAGAAAUGGAUUACAAACAUUGGUGACCCAGAACUGUUGAAGCGGCCACCUAGCGCCUUGAAGAACAAUGUUGUUUGUGCCCUUCAUUUCGAAGAAAAGUGUUUUGUGAACAAAAAGAAACGCUCGCUUGUGAGGAACGCUGUCCCUACUAUAUUCAACAUUCCUCCAUUUAGAACUCAAGAAAUCCAUAAGAAUGAUAUACAUUCGAAAUCGGAAAGAACAGACGUUCCUGAGUGUAAUAGUGGAGCACUUUUUUCAUGCAAUGUUGAUUCAUUUGAUAACUGGCAUCGUCAGAUUGAUGCCGUAACAGAGCAGCUGCUGUGUCUACUACCCGAAAAUAGCAGCCAUACUUCGCAGUUAGAAACGCAAACAGAAAAAAGGUGUGUCGACGCAUUUACGCAGUAUGAGGAUGAAAGUGAAACUCGCGAAUUUGAAAACAGAUUAAACGAUCUGAAUAAAGAUACCAAUGUUGAAUCGAGUGAUGCAGUUCCGAGAGUGCAGUUGCUGUGCCGUUUGUGUUCAAAGCUUACUCAUCGUGAAAGAGUGAUGCCAAUUUUUAGUUAUGAAGCGGAAAAAAUACAUCUAGAUGUUAUGAUUAAUAGCAUUAUGCCAACGAAAGUAGUGCAGGACGACGGUCUGCCACAGCAGGUUUGCAAGUUGUGUGUACGAAAAUUGACAUUUUGUCACGAUGUAAGAAAAGAGUUUUUAGCCUCAGACAAAAGAUUACGGGAUCUUUUGGGCAUUGCAGCUCCCAAUGAUACGGCCGAAGCAGGCCUACCUUCUACCAAAGAAAACGUCAUGGAACUAUCAACUGUUCUGGAAAGCACAUCUGCCAAAGUCAUCACACCUCCAGCCGAAGAUAUAAUAAAAUUACAACGGAAGGAAAAUGAGCCACCAUCAAUAGCACUGCAGACCGAUGAAACCACAAUAAUACAGUCUGAAACUGUGAAAAGGGGUCCCAGGAAAAGAAAGAGAGUUAUGACUGCAGUUAAAACUAAGAAUACUAGGAAAAAGGAUGAUAAAAUCCCAAAAUUAACAAAGUCCCGUUCUCAGGGGAAAAAAACCACAGCUGAAGAUACACCAAAAUUAAUAAAGUCAACUCCUCAGCGAAAAAAGACCAUAGCUGAAGAUGUAUCAAAAUUAGUAAAGUCAGUACAUGGAAAAAAAGUUGCAGCUGAAGAAAGUCCAAAUUUAAUAAAGCCAGCUCCUCUUGGAACAAAAGCCACAGUUGAGGAAAGUUCAAAAUUAAUCAAGUCAGCUUCUCAUGGGAAAAAAGCUGCAAUUGAAGAAAGCCCAAAAUUAAUAAAGUCAGGUUCUCACACAAAAAAAUCUGCAGUUGAAGAAAGCCCAAAAUUAAUAAAGUCAGCACCUUAUGGAAGAAAAGCUAUAGUUGAAGAAAGCCCAAAAUCAAGAAAGUCAGAUCCUCAUGGAAAAGAAACCACAUCUGAAGAAAACCCUAAAUCAAUAAAGGCUGGACCUCGUGGGAAAAAGCCCACAGGUGAGGAAAUCUCAAAAUUAGUAGAGACCGGUCCGCAUAUAACAAAGGCUACAGCUGAAGAAAUCUCAAAAUUGGUGAAGACUGACCCCCAUGAAAGAACGACCACAGGUGAAGAAAUCCCGAAAUUAGUACAAUCUGAUCCUCAUGGGAUAAUGGCUACAGUUGGAGAAAUACCAAAUUUAGUAAAGAUUGGUCCUCAUGAAAAAAAGACCACAGCUGAAGAGAGUGAUUUUGAAAACGAUAGCAACUAUGAAAUCCAUUGGUAUGAUGAAGCGUAUGACGAUAGUAUCUCAGAAGAUAUGGGCCCUAAUGAUAGUAUUCUGAAUAACAAAAAAAUGUUAGUGAAAAACGCAAAGAAACAACUUACAUGUGAGGCUACAAAGUUGGUGACAGAGCCUGUUGCAGACGAAGAAAUGAAAAAUAUUAAAGAGAAUAAUAUAACAACAUUAAACCACAAAAAGUUGAAUGAAAGUAAAUUGGAUGAUACCAUGGUGAAGGAUAUUCACAUGAGUGACACUAAAGUGAAUGACACUAAAGGGAAUGAGAGUAAAGGGAAUGACAGUAAAGUGAUUGAGAGCAAAGUUGAUGAGAGUAAUGUAAAUAAGAGCAAAGUGGACACUGGUAUGACUGUUCCAAUAACAAACAGUUGUUCCUCUUCUAAAGAAAGCGUUCCUAGCAGUGGCUCUGUUAGACAAAAAAUUGGAUCUGGUAGUGUUAAAGUGCGACUGAUGACAGAGAGACAAAAACUGUUAAAGCUGAAAAUGAAAACUCAGAAUAAACUCUUAAAACAAGGUAGCAAAAAGAAAGGGUUACCUGCAAAAAAUUCAUGUUCAGAAUGUAAUAAAAGCUUCUCAUCUAAACUAAAGCUAGAGCGCCACGUACUUUUGCAUAGUAAAUAUGAGUGUGCUGUGUGCAGCACUAUAUUUAACACUGGUGAAGAAUUGUCAAAUCACAGUAGAGAGAAUUGUCUUUCAAAGUUGAAGGCUGUCACGGAUGCGGCAGCCACAGGUCAUGAAUGUGAAAUUUGCAGACGCACAUUUAAGACUCGCCAGCGCUUAUUGCUUCAUUCAAAAACACAUUCAACAAUCAUAACGCAUUCAACAACCAUACCUUAUACGUGCAAGGUCUGCCCCAAAGCAUUCCCAACAAGAAUUCGACUGAAACAACAUCUCAAGAUUCAUAAACCAGAAAAGUCUAAAAAUAAUAAAACUUUAUUUAGACAGCGUGUUCAACAUACUGAAAGUGCUCUAACUCUAAAGUGUGAGAUAUGUAGUACAUUUUUCACCAGUGUGAAAGAAUAUGAGAAACAUAGAGAAGAGCAUGCUUCCAGUAGUUCGACCAUUCAUAUGAACAGUACAUCAAAAGCUGCAAUAACUUCAGAUGCAAGCAAUGCAGAUAAGCUUGGAAGUAGUUCAGUUGGCUCUAUUGAUCCAAGUUCUGUAGUGGCUGAUGUACACGGUGUUGAAUUGAGCAAAACUGUUAAAGAAGAUGGUAUUAUGAAAGUUAAAGUACCUCAUUUGGAAAAGAAUCUAAUAAUCACUUCUGCUGAUCAGUUUGUUUGUGACAUAUGUGACUGUAAGUUUUCCUCAAAACACUUCCAAGAGGAACAUAAAAAAGUACACCAUUCGUUGCCUAAACAGAGCAGUGUUCCUGUGGCUACAUCUCCAGUGGAGUCUACUGUAGAACUACUUCAGACUCCAGAACGAGGCAAAUUGUACUUUUGUGACCAGUGUGGUGAAGGAUAUGAACGUAAGAGGUCAUUGGCACUACACAGGUUUUCACACACAUCCAGUCAUCGUUGUCCCCAUUGCCAUCAGUCAUUUUCUUCAGAGGAUUCUCUGACCCGUCAUCUUGAAAACUGUGUAGAAGUGAAAGAAGAAACAACUGUGGGAAAUAAUCAACUGUAAUACAUCUCAAAUUGUACUUGUUCAAAAAACGAUUGAGGUAAGAACAAUCAGUAAUGUGGGGAUUAUCACAUGCACAUCCCUUCAACAUUGCUGUAAUUCCUGGUAUCCUGUUUCUGUAUGAUUUAUUUCCAUAAUCUUUAAAGUUGUGCUGAAAUAAAUGAACCAAACAAGACCAGCCUAUGGAAUUUUUUGUGAGAAAAAGUUUCAUGAAUGUUUGUAUUUAAUUUCAUUUGUUGAUUUUGAUGACAUAGCAUAUAUGAAUAGGUUAUAUAAUUUUAAAUAAAACAAAAUUUUAACAAAUAAUAAUAUUUUAAUUAUUAUAGAGCUUCUGUAACAAUCAAUGUUUUAAAGCAAAAUUGACCUGCAAUGACAUUGGUUUUCUUAAACUUGGUUCAAAUUAGUACAUGUAGUUAAAAACUACGCAUAGAGGCUGGAAUGCCUGUUUUAUUGAAAUGUGAUGUACAUUUUACAAAUAUAUGUCCACAGUCCAUUUACUGAAAGUUUACUGUUCUCAUAAUGCUGCCUAUUCACAAAAAAGAAUGCAAAUUAAAGUUGUGUUUAUUACCAACUAACUAGCAAAGUAUAUGAUGGGAGAAUAAUUAUAUAGUGUAUAUAUGAUCUGUUGUAAAUGACAGAAAUAGAUUAUAGAUGUGUACAUAUUUUAUUUAGUGGAUUCAGUAUUUAAUGUGUACCACACUAUA